This is a messenger RNA of Oncorhynchus kisutch (coho salmon), 9585 nucleotides long. Its product is annotated as rap guanine nucleotide exchange factor 6. Gene Ontology annotation, biological process: small GTPase-mediated signal transduction. The record is from RefSeq and is a predicted model, not a curated record. The transcript is spliced from 33 exons. The coding region runs from base 296 to 5326 and encodes 1676 amino acids. Gene Ontology annotation, molecular function: guanyl-nucleotide exchange factor activity; protein binding. Lineage: Eukaryota; Metazoa; Chordata; Actinopteri; Salmoniformes; Salmonidae.
AAUAGUAGUGUCAGCAGUCAAUUCUUCCCAAAUGAAGGGAGGCAACUUUCGAACUGGAUGCUAAAUAUGCAUAUCGUUCUUCACUAGUAUUUUCACAUAUCCAUUUUUGUAUUAUGUACUUUCGGUCAAUUUGAUGUGAACCAGUUGCGUUAUUGAGGUUAGUUUUGUUCUCAUUUUAACAAGGACUUUUCCCUCCAUGCUCGGGCGAACUGGAUGGGUGGAAUAGCGGCAUCGGCCUAAAGUGAGAUGGGAUCAUUGCAUUGAUUUCUUGGGGAUUUGUUUCUGGUGUGAAGUUAUGACAAUGACUGGAUCGAUGGAAACUUCUUUCAAACAAGCUUUAAAGAAACCUCCAUCACAAAGGACAACAGAGGACCUGCACACCGUUUACUGUCACCUCUACCACAUGGAUGUCCUGUCCCACCUCAGGGAACACCAGCUCAGGUCGAUGUGUACCUCAGCCAGGUAUGAGAGACACGAAGCUAACCACAUCCUGUUCUACCAAGACAGCCUCGCCACAUGUUGGUACAUCCUCCUCUCCGGCUCAGUCUUCGUCAAGGAGCACAUGUACUUGGCUAGAUGCUGCUUUGGCAAGCAGCUGGGGGGCAGGCGAGGCUGUGAAUGCAUCACUUUAGAGCCGACAGAAAUGAUCGUGGUGGACAAUGCCAGCGAGGUCGAGGAGAGGGCGUUGCAGAGGGAGGCGUCCCAGAGACGUUCCCGCCGACGCUUUCGCAAAGUCAACCCCCGGGGAGAGCGGGAACUGAUCACUGACGGCCAGGAGCCCACGGAUUAUGCGUAUAACCAGCUUCCCGGAGACCUCAACAAGAUGCACCUUACUGACCACCCCCACAGCCAGGGGAUGCACGUGCCGCCCAGCCAAUCAGGAUGCAGCAUCGCCAGUGAUUCGGGGAGCAGUAGCCUAUCAGACAUCUACCAGGCCACGGAGAGCGAGAUGGGUGACGUGGACCUGUCUGGGCUCCCGGAGGCGGCGGUGGACUCUGAGGAGGAGGAGGAGGAGGACGAAGACCUGGAGAGGACGUCGGACACCCUACUGGGUAGAGACCUUGUCCGGGAGUGCCUGGAGAAGGACCCCGUGGACCGCAACGAUGACGACAUCGAACAACUGUUGGAGUUCAUGCACCAGCUGCCAGCCUUUGCCAACAUGACCAUGUCAGUCCGGAGGGACCUGUGUACUGUCAUGGUGUUUGAAGUGGUGGAGCAGGCGGGGACUGUGGUCCUAAAGGACAAACAGGAGCUGGACCUGUGGUAUGUGAUCCUGAACGGGGCGGUGGAGAUCAGCCAUCCAGACAGCCGCAUGGAGACCCUCUGCAUGGGCAACAGCUUCGGCAUCUCCCCCUCCCUGGACAAGCAGUACAUGAGCGGAGUGGUGCGCACCAAGGGGGACGACUGCCAGUUUGUGUGCAUCGCCCAAGAGGACUACUGGCGGAUCCUCAACCAUGUGGAGAAGAACACGCACAAGGUGGAGGAGGAGGGAGAGAUCGUGAUGGUGAAGGAACAUCGCGAGCUGGACCGCAGCGGCACCAGGAAGGGGCACAUCGUCAUCAAGGGCACCCCAGAGCGUUUGAUAUUGCACCUGGUGGAGGAGCCAUCGGUGGUUGACCCCACCUACAUCGAAGACUUCCUCCUCACCUACCGCACCUUCCUCUCCAGCCCCAUGGAAGUCGGCAAGAAGCUGCUCGAGUGGUUCAAAGUUGACAGCCUCAGAGACACGGUGACACGCAUAGUGUUGUUAUGGGUGAACAACCAUUUCAACGACUUUGAAGGUGACCCGGCCAUGACAAGGUUCCUUGAAGACUUCGAGAAGCUGCUGGAAACCACAAAAAUGAAGGGUCACUUGAGGCUGCUGAACAUAGCGUGCGCAGCCAAGGCCAAGUGGAGGCAGAUCACCCUGCAGAAACCGUCCAGAGAGUCCCCGCUCUACUUCAGCCUGCAUGGUGGAAGCGAGAGGGGCUUCGGCAUCUUCGUGGAGUCGGUGGAGGGGGGCAGCAAGGCCGCGGAGGCCGGACUCAAACGGGGAGACCAGAUAAUGGAGAUCAAUGGUCAGAACUUUGAGAACAUCUCCUACAUCAAAGCUAUGGACUUCCUGAGGAACAACACACACCUCUCCCUCACAGUCAAGACCAACAUCUUCGUGUUCAAAGAGCUGCUGAGCCGGAUCGUUCACGAGAAGAAGAAUGGCGUUCCGCACAUUCCCAAGAUCCAGGAGAAGAAGGGCAACCGCUUCUCCAUCCCGGACCUGCCUGGAGACAUGGAGUUCCCCACAGACCACAAGGCCACCAAGAAGAUGAAGGCCAACACCGUUUCUGGAGGACGGAACAAGAUCAGGAAGAUGCUAGAGAAGACCCGCUUCAGCAUCCUACCACCUAAACCCUUCAGUGAUGGUGGCGUGGGUCAGUCUCAGGAUGACAGCAUCGUGGGCACUAAGCAGUGCAGGCACAGCGUGGCCAUCAUGCCCAUCCCUGGCAGCCUCUCAUCCAGCAGCCCUGACCUGCUGCAGCCAGCCACUAAUGUGUUGGACUUCUCCAAUCCAGCAGCCGUGGGCUUCUACUACAUUCCAGACCAGGUGAUCCGGGUGUUCAAGGCUGACCAGCAGAGCUGUUACAUCAUCAUCAGCAAGGACACCACGGCCAAGGACGUGGUCAGUCACGUGGUCAACGAGUUUGGCCUGAGCGCGGCCCCGGAGAACUACUCCCUCUGCGAAGUGUCGGUCAGCCCCGAGGGCGUCAUCAAACAACGCAGGCUACCUGACCAGCUCUCCAAGCUGGCUGACCGCAUCCAGCUCAACGGCAGGUACUACCUGAAGAACAACAUGGAUACAGAGACGUUGUGUUCAGACGAUGACGCCCAGGAGCUGCUGAAGGAGAGUCACAUCACUCUGCUCCAGCUCAGCACGGUGGAGGUGGCCGCCCAGCUCUCCAUGAGGGACUUUGAGCUGUUCCGUAACAUCGAGUCCACCGAGUACGUGGACGACCUCUUCAAGCUACUGGACUCCUCGGGGGGAGUCCAGCAGACGCGCCUCAAGCAGUUUGAGGAGGUAAUCAAUCAGGAGACCUUCUGGGUCGCCACGGAGAUCCUGAGGGAGCCCAACGCCAUGAAAAGGAUGAAGACCAUCAAACACUUCAUCAAGAUUGCUCUGAACUGUCGAGAGUGCAAGAACUUCAACUCCAUGUUCGCCAUCAUCAGUGGCCUAAAUCUGGCUCCAAUAGCUCGUCUCAGGUCAUCGUGGGAGAAGCUGCCCAGUAAGUACGACAAGCUGUUCCGCGACCUGCAGGACAUCUUUGACCCGUCCAGGAACAUGGCCAAGUACCGCAACGUCCUGAGCAGCCAGAGCAUGCAGCCGCCCAUUAUCCCCCUGUUCCCCGUUGUCAAGAAGGACCUCACCUUCCUACAUGAAGGUAAUGACUCUAAAGUAGACGGUCUGGUGAACUUUGAGAAGCUGAGGAUGAUCGCCAAGGAGAUCCGUCACGUUGUCCGUAUGACCUCAGCCAACAUGGACCCAGCUCUUAUGUUCCGACAGAGGAAGAAGAGGUGGAAGAGUUUAGGGUCUCUGAGUCAGGGCAGCACCAACUCCAACAUGUUGGACGUGCAGGGCGGGGCCCACAAGAAGCGCGUGCGUCGCAGCUCGCUGCUCAACGCUAAGAAGCUGUACGAGGACGCUCAGAUGGCCCGUAAGGUCAAGCAGUACCUGUCCAACCUGGCGGUGGAGACGGACGAGGAGAAACACCAGAUUAUGUCUCUACAGUGUGAGCCUGUUUACAGCACCUUGUCCAAGAACCUGAGCGAGCGACGGUCCACCAAGUCGGACAUUUCUCCUGUGUCGCUGCGCUCGGCGCUGCCCGGGGGGAAGGCCCAGAACCGCGUGUCCCAGGUGCUUCAGAUCCAGGUACCCCUCUACCCCCAACGGAAGAAGAGCACCGCCAAGGACAUUCACGCCGCACACAACUCCAGCUCUCCCCUAGUGAUAAAGAGGCCUCCUAGCUCCCAGCUCAGCCAAUCAGAGGACAGUCCCUGGAGUGGGAAGAGGUCUGCUGAAGACACCGUGUCCAUCGUGUCCUCCCUGCACUCCAGCCCCACCAUCUCGCCACAGGGCUCCCCACGCAAAGUGGGUGGCAUGGCCAAGCCCCAGCAUAACUCCAACAGCCAAAUGAACAUGUCUGGCUCGUCGUCCUCUCUGACCAGCGAGGCCAGCACCAAGGCGGGCACGGCGGGCACCCGCAGCUACGGCAUAGGCUAUGCCCUGAUGCCUGCAGUGAAAUCCGACAACCUGUCCGACUCCAGCCACAGUGAGAUCUCGUCCCGCUCCAGCAUCGUCAGUAACUGCUCUGUGGACUCAAUGCCUGCUGGCCCUGCAGAGGAGCGCCAAGGCACCAAGGCCAGGGACACCACUGAGACCCCAGGCAUCACCAUGCAGCUCACACACGCCGACUCUGACUGCAGCCAGCCCAGCACCAGUUCGUUGGCGCGGGGCCAGGUGAUGCGGGGUUCCACCUUCACCUCCUCCACCUCCACAGAGGAGCUGACUCCCGACCACGUCUCCCUGGACAGUGUGGCCGACAGUGGGCGGGGCAGCUGGACCUCCUGCUCCUCCAACUCCCACGACAGCUUUCAGAGCUUGCCUGUCCCCCUGCUGGGCCGACCCCCCACCUGGGACCACCUAGUGCCUGGGGGUUUCCGCCACACCCAGCUAGCAGGGCCUAUAGUGGAGGUUGAGGCUGGGCCGGCCUGGGUUGGGGUAGCGGGAGGACCGGGGGUGGGGUCCGGGGGAGGAGAGGACGCCAAGAGGCUCUCCAGAGACAGUUCAGAGCUAAACCAAUCACGGCAGAGCUGGGCCUCAUCCUCCUCACUGUCGGACACCUACGAGGGGAACUACGGCACCAUCAAACGCCGCACUACCGAAGGCGUCUCCGCCGCCCCUGGGGAGAGCCCUGACGCACCCCAAAGCACAGAUCCCGUCUACAAAAUGGUCACCUCAAGCACAGAGAAAGGCCUCAUAGUGUACUGUGUAACCUCCCCCACCAAGGACGAUAGGUACAGGGGGCCUCCCCCCACCCCUCCGGGAUACCAGGGCCUCACCCUGGUCGAUGGACAGGAUGGAGCUCCCCUGCGACCUUCCCACUUGCGGCCGCCCGACUAUAGCGUGGCUCUGCAGAGGUCUAAGCUGCUACAGAGCCCCGGAGGUCUGGUGGAGGCCCGGAGACUAGGGGUGAACCUCCUCCACCACGAAUCCCAGAGCCAGUCCCGGCCGGCCAGCGUCUGCCUUCAGGGCCUAGGGGAUAGUGAGGAUGAUGAGCAGGUGUCAGCGGUGUAGAGCUGGCUGGACGCCUGAACGGACACUGCAGGCCGCUGGAGAGGGAGGGAGGGAUGGUCUAAGCUACAGCAGCUUCCUUGCUGCCUCUCCUCUGGGUUCACGCCCCUCUCUAGGCCCUCCCCGGCUCGGCUGACAGCUGCUCAAUGCUAAACCAACGACAGCCCACAGAACUUGUACAAUCAUCUGUUUUACUCCAUUUUAAAAUUGGUUUAGAAGCUCCCACGUUUUUAAGACUCCCACACCCCUGAAACAUAACUGUAUACAGACUGAGAUGUGGUGUGACGUCGCGGCAUAUGGCUCAGGCGUUUGGGGACGCUGUGCUGAGAAAUGAAGAAGGGAUGGACGAUGCCCGCUGUUGUCUUUUUUACAGUACCUCCCUUUGCUUUUGUGCUCUCUUGUCCCAGGUGUUUUAAAUGAGUUUUUCCUCAGUCGUUGCUUGAAAGUGUUUGUUUUUUUGCCGUUUGCUUGAAGCUCUCUGUUUUUAAAUGGCAUGUGAACUCAAGUUAUAUGAGAAUAUCCAGGAAAGGAGAAAAUCGGAACGAUCAUUUUUCUUCUCGUUAGUUGAUGAAGCAGAGAUCAAGCAGGCUGCAGAAACUCUCCACAAAUACUUUUAUUGUGAGGGGCAGUGAGUGAGUGAGUGAGGGGCAGUGAGUGAGUGAGGGGCAGUGAGUGAGGGGCAGUGAGUGAGUGGAAGUGAGUGAGUGGGUGAGGGCAAGUGAGUGCGGUGAGUGCGCGUCUUAUGCCAUUGUGUAUGAGGUACCCUCAUCCAUUGAGGCUCUCUCUCUUGUUAACUCUUGUGUGUUGUGAACCCACAGUAACAUGAGGUACUUUAGUGUCAUGCUGCCGCGUCUAUGUUUAAUAAAUGGUUUUAUAAGUUGUUUUUAAUGAGUUGACGAACAAAAAGGCUCACUGCUGUAAAAUAGCACAACAUGUUACUUUAUUGCAGUACAGUAAAACAAUGUAUUAGCACUGUACAAACAUUAGAGUUGGCAAGCGUUAAAUGCUAGGCAUGCAGCCAAAAGCCCAAGUUGUUUACAAAGAUGCUUACAAACUUGUUUACAGUGUUUGUUAGACUAACAGUUGUCUAUUAAAUUACAGGCUAAAAUGUAAAAACAUGAUGAUUUCAGGUUAAUUUGACAUGUAAAAGUCUUUUUGUAUGCGAUAGGAAUAUGUGGAUGCAGCAUAAACAACACAUUUGUUGUGUUUUUUUGGUUUGUUUUAAUGUACCUCUUCCGUCUUGGCUAUGAAGUGUGUGAUCUAUCCCAUUCUUGUUUAACAGUCAGGGCAACAAAAGAAAAAGCAACGCUCGUCAAGGCAAAAUGUAUUCAAACGCCAGGUUUGCAAUGCGUCUACAUUCCUUGUUCAAAAUAUAGCUACACUUUUGAAAAAAAGAGUACAUUUUGUAGGGUAUUUUAAAGAAUUUGCUUUCAUUGUUUGUUCUUAUUGCAAGCGAAGGCUAAUUAUUUGUACAGUCUGAACAGGUUUUACCCUCUAGGGUUGAGGGUUAAACCUCAGAAUGGUAUUGUAAUUAUGGAUAAAACUGGAGUUUCUCAUUUAGAUCCAUUUUCUUCGGCUGUUUGUACGUGAUGCUUGUUUCAGUUUUAUUUGGCGUACAAAGACUUGAAAAUAUUAAUGGCGAUAUAUACCGUGCGUAUAUAAAUGUAUACAUAUAUUUUUGGUUCGUCAUAAAUGAAUGUUACUGAUCAUGUAUAGAUGAACAGAGAGUCCUCUAUAAAGGCUAUUUUUAAUAUUUUGUUAUAAUGAAAUCCAAGAUUGUGAUUCCCCCUUUUCUGUCAUUGGGCAGGAAUCUUUUAAGGAUUUUUUUCUCUCCCUCCCUUUGUUUUGCUGCCAUCUCUGUAUAUAUCUAUUUGCUGCUUUGUUUUGACUCCUUCUGAUACGUUGUUGUAUAGGUGUUAUUGUAUGUAUUGACUCUGCCGCCCUCACCAGGUUCAUCAAUCACUGCCUCCUUGCCUCACACACCCCGGGCCUGCGUUCCAAAUGGCACCCUAUUCCUUAUAUAGUACAUUACUUUUGACCAGAGCCCAGGGCUGUAGUGCACUACAUUUGACACAAAAGUAGUGUACUAUGUAGGUAACAGAGUGCCAUUUGAGAUGCAACCCUCCUGACUGAGGGCUUCUGGGUCAUUUUGGACAGGCACGUUGCCUAUGGCACGCAGAUGGACCCAGGUCCAACACUGGCUGUUGCCUUCUGCGCUGAAAGAGUUCCCCUGAACAUGCCCUAAGCCCCUGCCACCUGCCCCUAAGUAGCCCACACACUGUGAGCAGGGUCACUUUCUGGAGGGGACAACAUUCAGUUUCUCAGAUAGAGAUGUCAGGUGCAGAGCUGACAGUAAUUCCCUUGUCUACAUGAUAAAGAAGCACGUCUGUUCUACAUAAUAUAUUUCUAUCUGGGGGUUCUGUGAUGUUGCAUCCCACUGAGCGUAACCAGGAGCAGAGCUUUUAUCAGUGUCUGCUGCUUUCACACAGCUGUGGUAACAUCCUCUCUUCCUCAGCGCUGAUAUCCCUACCCAUGUCCCUACAGAGCUGGAGGGUUCGAUCAUAGAAUUACAAUGAUAUUGAAUGGUUCUAUUCCAUUCACCUUUGCACAUUCCUCCUCAGAAUCCUAUAAACAAUACAGCACCUACUGCAGUAUCAUUGUUCACCAUCACCUUUGAAGGGAAAUCAGAAAAAUAGAUAUACAUCUACACUGAGUAUACCAAACAUUAGGAACACCUUCCUAAAAUAGCCACCCCCCCCUUGCCCUCAGAACAUCCUCAAUUCAUUCGGUCAUGAUGGACCGAAGGUGUCGAAAGCAUUCCACAGGGACGCUGGCCCAUGUUGGCUCCAAUGCUUCCACAAGUUGUCUGGGUGUCCUUUGGGUGAUGGACCAUCCUUGAUACACACAGGAAACUGUUGUGUGAAAAACCCAGCAGCGUUGCAGUUCUUGACAACAACCGGUGGCACCUACUGCCACACCCUAUUCAAAGGCACUUAAAGCACACAUACACUAGCCAUGUCUCAAAGUGUAAAAAUCCUUUCACUCGUCUCCUCGCCUUCUUUUACACGGAUUAAAGUGGAUUUAAAAAGUGGUAUCAAUAAGGGAUCGUACCUUUUCACCUGGAUUCACCUGUUCAGUCUGUGUCAUGGAAGGAGCAGGUGUUAAUGUUUUGUAUACUCAGUGUAUAUGGGGAUAUUCCCUCAUUUUAAAUAAGUUGCCUUAUUUAAGUAUACAACUGUAGAACUGUGUAAACGUCAAGACAUUUGCUUUACCGUAGACUAGAGAAGUCAUCCAUUUUUGUCGAUGGAUGAUGAUAUUGUUCUGACUUGUGUUUUCCCUCUGACUCUGUGGCUUGCCUCUGCAUGGCCCUGCUCACUGUGCUCCUCUCUCUGCCAUUCAGGUCAGCUGGUCAUAUUGAUCAGGGAACACUUUAUUGAUUGAUGCCAAACCCUACCAAUCCUCUGUUUAGCCACUACUAGGCUGAGAAAUAGCAUGUCGUGCACAUAGGGAAACUAAAACACCCCCUGCAGUCAAUUAGAAUAGUUUUGCUUUGAAACGGCGCCUUCUCAAUCAGUACGUUCAGUUUACUUGUGUCGAGAUUCGAUUGGCUGAUCACAUUCACCAUUGCCGACAGUAAUCUGUCCAAGGACUUUAUAUCGGAAUGAUAUUUUCCCUGCAUUCAGUUGAAUCCACUCCCAAUGUUAUUAUAAUUCAACCUGUACUAUAAUCAUAACAGUUUUUGGGGCUAAAGCCAAUCCCACUCCAGAUAGAAGCGAUUAUGUCACGUUAGUAGGAAUUCAACCAAAAGCUCAUUCCUGUAAGGUUGCCCCUGACAACACUGUGGCUUUCUCCGUAGGCGUUAUUAAAUAAACCGUUCGCUAACCGCUGGCUUCUGGUUCUGUCAUAUUACCUGGAAUGCAAUAAGUGAGAUGUGAAAUGAUGUUAUGUAACUCAACAAAAUAUAGGCAUUUAGCAGAACUGCACAAUUGUAAGCUUAACUGUAGCAAUUGUACUGCACAGUGUCGGUUACAAAGAUAUGAUUUGGUCUGUGGCUUCUUUGGUUGACACUUUUCAUAGCUGUUGUAACUUGUGUCUUUUAGAAAGACAAUUAUUUGCUUGUAUGCUUUUUUUGUUGUAUUUUUACCAGUGAUUGUAAAUACUUAUUAUAUUUUUGUUUAAGAGAAUGUUUAAAAAGCAAAAGUUAAUUUUAUUUCUCCAAGUCUACUGAUAUGAAUUUGGACAAUAAUAAACUGUUAAACGUU